GGAGGAGGAUGCGAGCAGCCGCUGGAUGUCAUGUGUGUGAGGAGAGAUAGCCACGCUGAGAGGGGGAAAGAAAGCUGACUAAUAAAGGAGCUAAUCAAUUAUUAGCCAUUUAAUUUAUUCCUCAAACAGUAACUUAGCCGCUGCAAAAAUAAGCCGCUGUAAAUGGACGCAAAUCCUGUAAAUCAGUUCGCACCAGUCGGCGCCCCGUAAGCUAAAGCGCGUGACUGUGUGUGUGCCUGCGUGGGAAAUCACAUAUCACCGAUCAAUGGAAGUUAACCGAGCCAAACACGCCUUGCUGUCAGUGCGUGGACGUCUGUAGCCUGAGGACACACCGCGGAUGUUAAUUUCGCUGACCUGCAGGCUUUAUCUUCAAAGUCUUUAAGGACAACGAUUUGUGAUUCUAGCGACCUUUGACCCUUGACUCCAAAGCAGUGAUGGGACGUAAACUGGACCUGUCCGGUCUGAGCAAUGAUGAAGCAGAGCAUGUGCUCAGAGUGGUACAGAGAGACAUGCACCUCCGUAAGAAGGAAGAAGAGAGGCUCAGUGAAAUGAAGCAGGAGCUGGAGGAGGAGGGUAGUCGCUGUUUGCUUCUGUCCAAACAGCACAAGUUCAACGAGCACUGCUGCAUCCGCUGCUGCUCUCCCUUUACCUUCCUGCUCAACCCCAAGCGCCCAUGUCUGGACUGCCACUACAACGUCUGCAAAUCCUGCCGCACCUACAGUCAGAGCGAGAGGGGCUAUAUCUGUGCCGCCUGCCAAAAGAGCAGGCUAUUGAGGACACAGUCCCUGGAAUGGUACUACAAUAAUGUGAAGAGUCGGUUUAAGAGAUUUGGCAGUGCCAAGGUGCUGAAGACCCUCUACAGGAAACACAUCAUUGAAAGAGGAGCAUUAUCUGAGUUACCAGAGGUGAGUGCUCCUGAAGGCAGUAAUGAUAAUGGCAGUGUUUGUGAUGGCAGUGACUCCACGCUCUACAGGCAGAGUGAAGGUCACAGCAUGGCAGACACACUCACCGUUGCUCUACGUGUGGCAGAAGAGGCGAUAGAGGAAGCCAUUGCUAAAGCUGAGAGCUACAGAGACAGUCUGGAAAAACAGAAUGAGGCUCGCUAUUUGCGUGACCACAAGGAAGAACUUAUAGAGGAACUUGCCACAACAAUUGUUCAAAAAAUCAUUCAGAGGGGAAAACGGUCUGAGAUUCAGGCUGAGUAUGAGUUUGUAUGGCCUCAGAGUAGUGAGCUUCCUUCCCCUACCUCAACACAAAACACCACAACGCAGCAUUUACACUCCACCUCUCAGCACGGCGCAGUAGCACAGACUGACAUCAGUAAGAAGUCAAGAUCAGCAUUCUCUUUGACAAGUGACGAUUCUCCAGAGAAGGGCCCUAAGGUGGGCAUGGCCCCAGGGGUCCCGGACAGCACUGAACUAGAGACAGAUUUCCAGAACUACUCUUCACUCAGGAGGGAGUCCAGAGCAUCAUCACUUCCUGGGUGGAAGAGUGUUGACCGCCUGGACAACUCUAGUGCGUCUUCAGUCCUGCAAUCCCCUGAUGGUAACUGGAUCGCCCUGCAGAGCUCCCAGCAUUCCCGACCUAGUCUGCUGACCAAGCGCAAGAGUCUUGUUUUCAGCGUGCUGGAGAAAGAAUCAGGCGUUGUGUCCGCGUAUGACGAGAUGGGCUCUGAUUCAGAUCCAGAGGACCAGGGGGGCUGGGGGGCUGCCCUGUUACAGUUUCGCAGACGUCUCUCCGAUGAAACGUACUAUACUGACUCUCAACACGACCCUGAAUGGACAUACACCCAACACCCACCCAUUACCUCACCUUCCUCAGGUCAGUAUACCAACACUGAGACUCUGAACUCAGACUCGGAGACGUCUCCCGCCGCGUCCACUCGAGCUCGCAGACCAGCCCAUGGUAUGACACAGAAGAAGAAAGGGCCGUCUGAAACACACCUGUAUCCACCCUACAGACAUCCCACAAACAGUGCCACUUCGCCUCUACUGAGGCCAGAUCUGCUGGAUGUGAACUUUAACCCCCAUCUGGGAGGGGACAGUAGUGACGGGGAGGAGCAUAGCGAGCAAGUCAAAAGAUUACGGAGGCGCAGAAAGAGCAAACGCGAGACAUCAGAGCACAGCCGAGCACAUAAUGCGCUUUACAGUGAUGCCACAGCGGAGAACAGUGCCGUACUCCUCAACGCCAUGAUGAUGCGCCGGCAACAGAGCCAGGAGAGCCCAGUCCCUCUGAAUUACCAGACUCCAGACACUGUGACCCCUCCUGACCUUUUGACCUCUGAUGCCAUGACCCCUGAACCUGACUAUCAGAACACAGUGGCUCACAACUCUAGUGCCGCUAGCCCACCAAUGCUGAGCCAAUCGGGGGCCAGCAUGCUAGAGUUAAGCAUUCAGGGCCCUUUGCUCAGGGGCUCCUCUGUCAAUGGAACCCUGGAGCAGGAACUGAAAUCCAGACUCUGUGAGCUGGUUGGCCAAGUCAACGAGAGGGAUGUGAUGUUAUCUGAUUUUGAGCCAAUCAGGGAAGUGGGUGACAAGCAAGAGGACCAAUUAAGGGAGAAAGAAAGUGAGAAACUGAGACCAAAGGAGAGACGUGAGAGCAAACGAGACAAGAGGGAAGGAAAGUCAAAAGACACUGGGAAUCCGGGUGAAAGACAAACAGUUAGAGAGAUGGACACAAGUGGUGCAGUAAGACAGAUAAAUAUAGAGAGAGAAAUGAAGAGAGAUAGAGAGCAACAGAAAGAAACUGAAAGACAAGUAGAGCGAGAGAGAGAGAGUCAAAGAGAGCUAGAGAAACAAAUCGAGAGGGAUAGAGAAAGACAACAAAAGAUUGAGAUCCAGGUUGAAAGGAAACAGGAUAGACAGAGAGAAAUGGAAAUACAGCUGAAACAAGAGCAAGAGAGACAAUCAGAGAUUGAGCGAGAGAUAGAAAAGAAAAGGAAAAGCAUACGCAUGGAAAAAGAGAAAUUAGAGUCUAUAGUGAGUAUGGAAUCCAAGGAGGAAGAAAAACAGGAAUCUUCAGGUAGAAUGUUGGAGCGAAAUAAGAGUUUGAAGGAAGACUAUGAAACAGAGAAGCCCAAUGAGGAAAAGGUGAAGAGAAUAUCGCCACAAAAAAGCCAUUCAGAGACAGGGUCAGAAAAACAAGAACAACCUGAGACAAAGACAACAAGGUCUUCAACCACGUCUCCAGACAGUGCCCACUGUGGUAUGGAGGAGCCUAUGUCUCCAUCAGAGAAGUACUCCGCUGCAUCUUUAUGCAGCAUCACCACAGAGGUUCUGAAGGUUCUGAAUGCCACAGAAGAAUUACUUGGAGAGGCAGAAGGCAAAGGUCAUGACUCUUCUCCGGCUAGCACACCCAUGUCUUCAGGCCCGGACAACAGGAAGCUGGAUCAGCACCUCACUAAACUGGAGGAAAAUGUGUAUUUGGCUGCAGGUGCUGUGUACAGUCUAGAGGGGGCGCUGAGUGACUUAGAAGACUGUGCUCGCAGCAUCAGCAGCUCCACCACAGAGACUGAACUGGCCUUCCUAGAAGAUCAGGUGGCCACUGCUGCUGCCCAGGUGCAGCAGUCCGAGCUCCAGAUCUCAGAUAUUGAGGCAAGAAUAUCAGCCCUCAAAACAGCAGGUCUAAAUGUAUCUGCAUGCACACGGUUUUCCAAGUACAAAUCUAAACCUAUGCCCCAGACGCUGGACUCGUCUCGCCAUCAGAGGAGAAAGCUACCUGCUCCUCCUAUCAGAAGUCUGUCAUCAGAAAAGGAAGUUAAAUCCGAGCCACAGAUGAGAUCUGUGAGGCUGUAACAAGAGGCCAUGUGACCUCGGUGAUUCUCAGAUAAGCUGAAUGGCUCAAUAUCACUCUGCAGUGAAUGCUAGGACCAUCAGGCUGUUCCACACCAGUGCCUUGAUCCAACUUCCGGUCCUCCAAUUUGAUCAGCCCUAAUGCUACUUGUCCACCCGUAAGCCUGAUCACAACCCAUGUAGGGUUGAGCUCACUUCUGACCCCUAGGACUCUACCAAAACCUGGAGCUCAUCACCUCCAGUAACCAGGGGACCCGAUUCUCUCUCUCUCUCUCUCUCUCUCUCUCUCUCUCUCUCUCUCUCUCUCUCUCUCUCUCUUGCUCUCUCUCGCUCUCUCUCUCUUGCUCUCUGCCUUAAUGGAGAUCAGACUCCUGCAACAAACCAUCACAGAGGGUUAUAAUUGUAGAUUUAAACUCAUGUAAUUACUGUAUGUGUAAGAUAGAUGGACAGUGGUAAAUGUUAACAAUCUAGAACAUCACCUCAUUCUCUUUUUCUAAUGUUUUACUGAGUGUUGUACAUGUUUGAAUUUGUAUGCUGUAUGUCGGCAAUGUGACUGGGAUGACUAGUGUGACCUGUUUUAUUUUAUUUUUUUGAUUGCGAAACUGGAGCACAUUCGGUAAAAAAAUUUAAAUGUAUGAAAUGUCUAUGUGAAAGUAAACUAAAUACCUGCAGGACCUGUUGUAUUGGCAUUGUCAUGUUUCUGUUAUUCUCAUACGUGUCGCAAAUAUCUCAGGAUUCUUUUUCCAAUGGUCAUUUUUGGAAUUUUCUUUAAUGCGCUGUACUCAAAAUUGCAUAUAAAAUAACUGUGAAAUUCAUGAUUUAGUUUAAAAAAAACAAGUGCCAUUGAAAAGCACUCGACUACCUUGCCAUGUAAUGAGUUUGUGAGUGUGUUUGCAUGAAUCGUAACCCCGCUGUGUAUUCAUACUUGUCUUCUAAUCAGCCUCAGAUAUCCAGUGACCUCUUGAAUUUGAACAUCAAAUCAUUGUCAUCUCAGUAUGAAGCACUCUGGUAAUUUAGGUUGUGGCCUUUGUUGACUUCUAAUUCUUCUUUUAUUAAUUAUCGUCUUUUAUUAAUCUGAAACACCCAGUUGUUUUUCUCAGAGCGCUGCUUGAGUAUUACAGUCCACCUAGAUAUCCACCUGGAUGUACACCCUUAAAAUGCUACUUUUGGACAUUCAGUCUACAUCUAAAUUCAAUCUAAAACAAUCUGUAAUGUUUCUGUAAAAAUCCAUUAAAAAAAUAAUAAUAAUAAUAAUAAUGCAUUGUGUUGUAUUUUAAGUUUUUAAGGUAAUUUUUGUAAAUGUAAUGGAAAAGAUACUGGUCAUUUCAUUCCAGGAUUUUUUUUUUUUUUUUUUUUUUUUUAGAAUUUUUCUUUGUUUGUUGUGCUAGUUGGCAAGGAAAACUGUACCACAGUGCAAAUGAUCCUAAAUUUGACACUGGGGAAGAUUUUAAGAGCAACUGUGAGCUGUGAGCAUCCAUUAGAAAUCUGACAAGAAUAACUGAGUUGUCCUCAUUUUGAGCAUUUUAUUAAACAGGGAUCUCCACCUCUUCAUGCAGAAUUACAGCUGUGACAUCAAAUACUGCGUCAUAUUGUCUUAGCAAGUGACUAAGAUGACGUCUGUGCUGGACAAUGUGUGUUCAGACACAAAAUCACCCUUUUAGCUAACAGAAAUGACAAAAGCCUGAAUGAUGUUUAGUUAACUUAUUAAUAUAUUCCAUGGAAUGUCCAUUUUUGAGCCAACAGAAAAAAAACUGACAUGAAAUAUACAAUUGCACCCCAUACUCAUCCUAUAAUCAUCCCCUAUCAUUCACGCUCUCAAACGGGUCCUGCUCCUUGUUGUUGUCUAUGGAAAUGUUUGUGUAUAAAAGCAUGUAUCACGUUUUCUAAUAGAUGUGAAAAAAAUCCCAUGAAAAGCACAGUCAAGAAAUUAAAAAUGUCUUACAAUGUCAUGUAUUUUUUUCUAUUUGGAAAAAAAAAACGAAUGCAUAUUUACAUAUGAAUGAAGUACAAAAAGACAAGAGACGGAUAUGAAAUACCGUAGGCUCUUUAAGUGUAUUUUGGGUUUGUUGUGACCGCAAGGGCAUUAGUCUGCCUCUUUUCAGAAAGUCCUCGGCGUAUUUUAACCAUAAAGUGUCUACGGGGGAAAAGAAAAUAUUCUGUAG
This is a messenger RNA of Cyprinus carpio (common carp), 5953 nucleotides long. RefSeq names its product myosin VIIA and Rab interacting protein b (gene myripb). Gene Ontology annotation, biological process: intracellular protein transport. Lineage: Eukaryota; Metazoa; Chordata; Actinopteri; Cypriniformes; Cyprinidae. Gene Ontology annotation, molecular function: actin binding; small GTPase binding; myosin binding. Gene Ontology annotation, cellular component: cortical actin cytoskeleton. The record is from RefSeq and is a predicted model, not a curated record.